CCGUGAUACCCUAUUACCCCAUGAAAACAACAACCCCGCAAAACUGCUCCAUGAUCCGGGGAAAUUCGGGGCACUAGUCCGGGCCGAUGCACACCUAUUAGCUAACGGUUUCCUCCACAAUCAAUAAAGUCUGAGUUUUAACUCCUGCACUUCGACGCCACUGCAUAUGGGAAACAAUAUGGUGGUAAUGAUGGGUUAACUAUUACCUAAAUGUUGAGACGCGGCUCGAGAGAUGCAAAGGGAAGAAAAUUCUGCAGAAUGCAGAGAGACUGUAUCUAUAAAAGGCCGCUAUGCCAAGUCUUGAGGCUCAAUCUUUUUUUUAGGACGACUUAAUAAAAUUCGAAAGCCUGAGAAUUAUCGAAAAGCUGUACAGAAAACAUCAUGGCCGCCAAAAGCAUUGAAGAGAUCCGCUCUCACUCACCGAGCCCUUCGGCUUCGGGCUUGGGUCAACGCAUCGGCAAUCCUUCCCCAUUGGCCAUGGGUACCUUCGCAACUACGCUUCUCACUUUGUCUUUGUCUAUGAUGGGCUUCCGUGGAGUUGAGACUCAGACCAUCUUCAUUGGCAACCUUUGCUUCGCCGCUGGCCUUUGCAUGUUUGUCUCUGCUCAGUGGGAGAUGGCCCGCGGUAACACCUUCGGUUACUCUGCGUUGAGCGCCUAUGCUGUUUUCUAUGGUGGUUACGGCGUCAUCCUGUGCCCAUCGCUUGGUGUUCUUGAGUCGUAUGGCGGGCCGACGCCCGAGUAUCACAACGCUCUGGGAUUCUACGUUCUGAUUUGGGCAGUCUUGACACUGUUUUUCAUGCUUGGAUCAGCUCCUAUUAAUCUUGUCUCCUUUGGCAUCUUUACCACUAUCUUCUUCUGCUUCACCCUUGACGCGGCCUCCAACUUCGCCCAUGCUGAUGGAAAGGUCGAGGUUGCAAAGAACCUCAUGAAGGCUGCCGGUGCCUUUGGUUUUGUCUCCGGUCUUUUGGGAUAUUACAGCUGUGCUGCCGCUAUGUGUGCGGAUGCACUUCCAUUUGAGCUGCCUUGCGGGGAUACGUCAAGAUUCUUCAAGAAGACUCGCAAGCAAUUGUGAUUCCUUGUAGGGGGAUAUCAUAGGGAUUGGGAGAGAAAUAAUAUAUGUGAUCAAAAAGUUUUAUGAAUAGAAUGAUGUCAAGUUUGAUAAGGCCACCG
Messenger RNA from Fusarium redolens, 1172 nucleotides. Its product is annotated as GPR1/FUN34/yaaH family-domain-containing protein. The record is from RefSeq and is a predicted model, not a curated record. Gene Ontology annotation, cellular component: plasma membrane. Bases 382 to 1074 code for a protein of 230 amino acids. The transcript is spliced from 5 exons. Gene Ontology annotation, molecular function: acetate transmembrane transporter activity. Lineage: Eukaryota; Fungi; Ascomycota; Sordariomycetes; Hypocreales; Nectriaceae.